This is a messenger RNA of Trypanosoma conorhini, 945 nucleotides long. RefSeq lists its product as uncharacterized. The transcript has a single exon. NCBI's taxonomy places the organism in Eukaryota, Euglenozoa, Kinetoplastea, Trypanosomatida, Trypanosomatidae. Gene Ontology annotation, cellular component: mitochondrion. The record is from RefSeq and is a predicted model, not a curated record. Bases 1 to 945 code for a protein of 314 amino acids.
AUGACAACGGCAGUGGUGGCCCAAGCGGACCCCGCGCGGGAGGCCCCAGCGAAGACGCUGCACAAAGUACGCAGCUUCACACCAGGCGUGGUGCUGGCGGAUGUUGCGACGGCCCUCGUCGUGGGCGCGUCCGCCGCCGUCCCCAUCUCCAUCGUCGACUACAGCAUCAUGGCGCGGGUGGCCGGCGUGACGGACAGCAGCCUGCGUGAGCUGUGGCGGGGCACCAAGACGCUGCUGCUGCGCCCCCAUCGCUUCUUCCUGCCGUGCGCGGAGAACAAGUGCAGCCUCGUGUUUCGCGUGUGCUUUGCGGUGUACACCGGCACCUACAUUGGCUCGAACACCAUGAAGAGCUACUGCGAGGCGAAGGGCUACGCCACGGAGACCGGCAACCUCGCCACCGGCAUCACGAGUGGCUUCUUCAACACCGCCUUGACGAUAUGGAAGGACGGCGUCAUCCUCCGCUCGCUGCCGCCGAUCAACGCAAAUAUGGUGGCCGCCGCGGCGAAGCCCGUGCCGUGGCUGACGCGGGGGCUUUUCGGCACCCGCGACAUCCUCACCUGCGUCGGCGCCUUCACCAUCGCCCCAAUGGUGGCGAAUUGGCUUGCGCGGCACUGCUGGAACCCGGCCGAGCGCGCAAAGGCGAAGGCGCCGGGGCCCGUCGAGGGCAAAGUGCGGAUCCCGCUCUCCACCGUUGACACGGCGCAGCUCCUCACCCCGGCGGCGCUGCAGUUCGUCACGACGCUGCUGCACAUCACGGCCAUCCGCUACCGCCAGACGUACCCCAAAUUCGACAUGCGGGACCUGCAGUCGAGCCUGCGGGACACGUACCUGUCCUCGACGCUGCUGCGCGUUGUCCGCAUCGUGCCCUCGUUUGGGUUGGGCGCAAUCCUCAACCGCGAGCUCCGCUCCGACCUGCUCGACCGCGCGGAGGGCCCCAGCGCAUGA